Molecule: messenger RNA, 2277 nt
Organism: Prorocentrum cordatum
Lineage: Eukaryota; Dinophyceae; Prorocentrales; Prorocentraceae
Source: the annotation of a GenBank genome assembly
AUGAGCGCGGCGUUCGGGCAGCACGGGUGCUGGGCCUGCUGCCCGCAGCACGGCGGCUGGGCCGCCAGCCCGCGGGCCACCGCGGCCACCGUGCGGGCUGUGGCGGCGGCCAGGCCGCCGUCGCCGGGGCUUGGCGGCGGCUGGGCCUCCGUCGUCACGCCGCGGGCGUGCGCUGCGCCAGGGGCCGCCGUCAUCACCGCGCAGGCGGCGCAGGCCGCGCAGGCCCGAGGCGCCGCCGCACCGCUCCUGGUGCGGAGGUCCCGCUCGGCCCCGCUAUGGUCAGCGGCGGCCAGCGCGGCCGCGGGCACCCCGCGGGUGCAGCUGGCCGCGCCCGCCUGCGCGGGUCCGCUGCCCUCGGCGGUGCCCACACGGGCGCUGCCCGCUCCGCAGCCACAACCGCAGCCGCAGCAGGUGCUCCUCCACGGCGGUGCCCGCACGCCGCGCGCCGCGUGGGCCGCGCCGCCUCGCCACGGGUCGCCCACAGUGGCGCGCGCUUGGGCCGGCCAGCCGGCCCUGCCGCUCGCGAGGGCGCCAGUCGCUACGGUGCCCGCGCGCGCUGCAGGGACGCACGCCGCGCGGUGGCUGGAGGCGCAGGCGCUGGCGCCAGCGCGGGCCACCUCUCCACCCCACAGCGCCCGAGGCAGCUUCGAGGCAGUGGUGGCCACGGCCGUCGCCUCAGCCGCGGGGCCGCUGCCCAGGAGGAGGGCGAGCGCCGAGCCACGCUCCCCGAGCGCCGCGGCGGCCGUCUGCAGGGCGGCGUCUGCGCCGCCGGGCGCGCUCGUGCAGCGGCGGCUCUUCAGCGCGCCGGGCGCCGGUCCACCCGCUCAUCACUGCGGCGGCGGCGCGCAGGUCUCGGCGGUGCUGCUCGCGACGCCCGAGCCCGUCGUGGACGCCAGCCCAGGGCUUCCGCGGCGAGAUGAGCUCCCAGCGUGGCACGAGGCGGGCGCUGGAGGCACGUGGCACGAGGGCGUGGCACGGCCGACGUGGCACCUUGCGCGAGGUCUCGGAGCGGGGCGCGAGCACCCGGCGCGGCACGAGGCGGGCGCCCCGCGCCCAGCGCGCGAGUUUCUGGUCGGCUGCGCCGCGGAGCCCGCCGCAGGCCGCGUGGCGGUUUCCCCGCUGGAGCCUGGCGGCGCAAUGGGGGCGGCAUGCGGGCGCUGGGACAGCCCGCUGGCGCAGCUGCCACCCGGGCCCCCGCUCGGCGCGCACCCGACCGGGCCGUUGGGGGGAAGCCCGCGUCAGAGCGCCUGGGUGGAGGAGCUCCGCGUCCUGGAGACUCCGGGGGAGGUGCGGGAGCACCUGUCUGGGAGGCGCGCGCUCCAUGUCAAGGGCUUCGGCAGCGGCUUCGGGGUGGAGUGGGGUGUGCAGCAGCGGCAGGACGAGGCCGCCGUCCAGGCCCUGGAGCGAUUCCGCCCGGACUGCGUGGUGGUCGACGGCGAUCCGUGGGGCAGCGGGUUCCAGCGGUACAUCAAGGCGUAUGCGGACACGCAGGUCGGUGCCGGGCUGGCAGUGCCAGAGCUCGUCUGGGUGAAGGGCGUAAGGGGUAGUUCACCCACGCCCGAAGAGCGCGAGAAGCACCUCGGCCAGGCCCGCGAGUGGGCCGACCAGGGACUCCCCGUGGUCGUAUCGUGGCUGCCCGAGCCUGCCAUCCCUCAAGGCGUGGACAGGCUGUUUGGGGCGGGCUGCUGGGCGAAGCUGCAGGGGCAGAGCUUCGACUUCAGAGGCGCCGUGCGGCUUCUGGAGGCGGCCGACCCCGACAAGCCCGAGUGGCUCCGCAGUCUCUGGGGCACCGCUCCCGGGCGCGAGAUGCACUUGGCCAUCGAGGAGGUGGAGAGCAGGGCUGAGAAGCGAUAUUUCGAGAAGAAGAGCUUCGAGAACGCCGCAAAGGGCUACGCGGUCUACCAGCACCUGCGGGGCGAGGGCCACGAGCCGGCAGUGCAGGGAGCCGUGAGUUUCGGUGGCGAAGAGAGCGUGCUGCUGGAGUUCUCGACCCUCUACCUCUGCCCCAGCUCUGGCUUCGACGCGGACCUGGCCGCGCUCUUCCCCUUCAGCCGCGGCAGGCCCAGCGACCCCACGCUGCCCGCGCACGAGGGCGGCGCCUUCAGGCCGCGGCGCGCAGGGGCCGCAGCCGCGCGACGCGCCGGCCGCCUCUGCGAAGAGGCGCUCGCGGCCGAGGACGCCGCGCCGUGGGCGGGCUGCCGCGGCGGCGCCGCCGAGGCGCCCCUCGGGGGCCUCCGGCGGCCCGCCGAGCCACUCGGCGACGGGCCCGCGGCGCCC